CUACGUCAGUCCUUGUGACUUGCAGCACCUCAUGCAAGCAAAGCCAGUCGCGACAACACCAACUCAACGCCGCCUUAGAUAACCCGCCAUGUCGUCGUGAGACAGACGCCCCUCGAUAGACCCCCCCGCGAUUUCCACCUUUCUACCGCCGUUCGCCCUAUGAAUCCCGCGUCGAGACCGAGCCCUCGACUCUACUGACCCUGCGUCCUGAUGCCGCCGCCGCCAUGGGGGUAACAAAUUGGGUUACCGAGCGCCAGAUGGAGGUGGACGAGUCGCAGAACCAGCGGGAUAAACGGGUCGAGGACCUCUGGAGGCAAUUGGACCCCCAGGGGACGGGACAUUUGGACUUUAAGGGGUUGCAGAAGGGGUUGAAGAAGAUUGAUCACCGUUAGCAUCAAACUCUGCCCGAAGCUCCCGUGUGGUCUGGGUGCUGACGUUGCCCUUUAGCUAUGAAAAAUGCGGACGAUAUGUUGCGGAGGAUCAUGACCGUCGUCGACACCAACGACGACGGUGUGAUUCAGUAUGAAGGUAAGCUGCGAAUUGGGGGGCUAUCAGACUAGAAGCUGAAGCUACUGGCCGGGUUCCCCUUGUCUUGGAUUGGAUAUGAUAUCGAGGACGGCCGCUGACAAUGACCUCUCGCCAGAGUUCCGCUACUUUGUCGAGCAGACAGAGAGGCAGCUCAUGCUUCUUUUCCAGUCUAUAGACAAGGACCAUGAUGGGAGACUUGACAAGACUGAACUACAGGAGGCCUUCCGACGAGCUGGGCUGGUUGUGCCGAUGCGCAAGCUCAGCUCCUUUUUUGGUGAUAUCGACAUGAACAACGAUGGCUACAUAAGCUUCGAAGAAUGGCGGUAAGUUUCUCAGCAUUCAGUAGAGUAUGUUGUGAGUCCAUGGGUGUUGUUGUAAGCCCAAGCCGCAAAGCGAGGUGUAGAGGGAAAGGUGGCCGGUUAUCCGACGUAUUUGGGAAGGUCCGGAUCUAGGCCCAGGCGCACUACUCCACGGUGACCGGCCGUGAUGUUUUCGGUGUGGCUCGGUGUACAGGUGUACAGUUGUAUGCCUAAGGUGGGCGAGAGGCUUCUCCGAUGGAUGCCCUAGUGCCGUUGUCGGGUUGCUCCUUCCUCUUUUUCUUCUUGGAAAAACCUCUCCUUCUGUUCUGCUUGGAGAGUGAAUCACUGACAGAGCCCGGACACGCGCAGAGAUUUUCUUUUGUUUAUGCCAACACACAAUGGCCACGCCCCUCUGAAGGCCGUGUUGGACUUUUAUUCUUCCAUCGUCACCCUCACUGCUGAAGGUGACUCGAUGGUAUCGGAGGAGACACUUGAAGGUUUAGGUACGACCGGCUUCCUUCUGCAAACCCUCUUUGGAUCCAUUUUGAGGAUCGCAUCCCCUUCGGAUCGUGAGCCCGGCACCACCACCGAGUCCUUUGCUUCCUCCGCCACCGCCGACGAAGACGGCCGCCCCGUGGUGAUGGUUGUCCCCUCCCAGGAAGGCGCUGCGUCGCCCGUUCCUACCACAGCUGCGCAGCUUUCCACCUUGUCAAAACCGCAGCAAAAUCAACAAACUUCACCAGACAGCCUCACUUCUGCCACAGAUUCCGCCCAACAGCAAAUAUCAAAAACAACAACAUCAUCAGGAACCGCGACAACCGCGACAACAACACAAGCCGUGAUACCCAUCUCUCCUCCAGGCUUUUCAGGUACCAGCGCCAACAUGAACAAUAUGAACAUGGAGGCAGCGGUGCUGCAGGCGUGCAUCGAGGCCGGAAACGAGAAGCGCACAGGCAUCCUCCGAAGACUCCCCGGCGUCGGCACCUCUCAAGCGAACCAGGUCACAGACAGCAGCUCCGAGCAAGGCUCUAGCUCAGAUGCAACUGUAGCACCCAAGACCAAGAGACUGACUGACUUCGCCCCUGAUCCAGGUUACUUUGUCGCAGGUGCCGUCGCCGGAGGACUAUCGCGGACUGCCACUGCUCCUCUCGAUCGUCUCAAGGUCUACCUGCUCGUCAACACUCGAGCCAGUACCGAGACUGCGGCCUCUGCUCUGAAGCAGGGACGUCCGCUGGUUGCUCUGAACAACGCUGUGCGACCUUUUAGCGAUGCCGUCAAGGAUCUCUGGAAGGCAGGCGGCAUGCGCAGUCUUUUUGCAGGCAACGGACUCAAUGUCAUCAAGAUCAUGCCUGAGAGCGCCAUCAAGUUCGGAUCCUAUGAGGCCGCAAAGCGAACCCUUUCUAAGUUCGAGGGACACAACGACCCCAGACAGAUCAGCAGCACCUCAAAAUUCGUGGCGGGAGGUGUAGCUGGCAUGGUUGCUCAGUUCUGUGUAUACCCGCUCGAUACACUCAAGUUCCGGCUCCAGACGUCGACGGUCCAGGGCGGCCUCACUGGCAAUGCACUUGUUAUCGAUACUGCCAAGAAGAUGUGGCAGGCGGGAGGCAUGCGCAUCGCCUAUCGUGGUGUCACCAUGGGCCUCAUGGGCAUGUUCCCGUAUAGUGCCAUUGACAUGGGCACAUUUGAGUUCCUCAAAUCCUCCUACAAGAGAUACAUGGCCAAGUACAAGGGCAUUCACGAGGAGGAUGCCAAGCCGGGCAACAUCAUGACUGGUCUCAUAGGAGCGACCAGUGGUGCUUUCGGAGCGUCAGUGGUGUACCCACUCAAUGUCCUCCGCACCCGUCUCCAGACGCAGGGAACAGUCAUGCACCCUGCAACUUAUACCGGCAUCGUGGAUGUCGCACGGCAGACGUUCAAGAAUGAGGGUGUGCGGGGCAUGUACAAGGGACUCACGCCUAACCUGCUCAAGGUUGCUCCCGCCCUGAGCAUCACAUGGGUUGUGUAUGAGAACUCGAAGAGAAUUCUCGGUCUGGAGUGAAGAGACAAAGACUCUUUUGGGAUGGUGGUUGAUCUGGACAAGAGAAGGGGAGUGGACUUUUACUACAAGACGUCAAAGAGACACCACAAAAGCCAGGAGGUAUAUUCUUGGGUUCCUCAUUUGAAUUGUGGAGGAAGACGAAGAUUUUUGGAAGGCGACAUGGGGUCGCCUACGUAUGGCCAGCUCAAGGAGAGCGGCACACUCUGUUUUGUUACAUAGCCCCGUCGUCAAUGGCGUUUGGAAGACGUGGUCAGAGAGAGAGAAAAAGAGAUACCAGAGAAGACUUUUGCUCGCUGCAAGGGUGGAUGGAACCAGGCUGGCGGUAGCUGUCGGUAGCUUAGCUGCACUGCGGUGCGGAUACAGGAGCGGGAAGCCCCAGAGAUGUUUGCUCAAUACAGCCG
Messenger RNA from Colletotrichum scovillei, 3266 nucleotides. RefSeq lists its product as uncharacterized. The coding region runs from base 1213 to 2865 and encodes 550 amino acids. The record is from RefSeq and is a predicted model, not a curated record. Gene Ontology annotation, molecular function: ATP transmembrane transporter activity. Gene Ontology annotation, biological process: transmembrane transport. Lineage: Eukaryota; Fungi; Ascomycota; Sordariomycetes; Glomerellales; Glomerellaceae. The transcript has 3 exons.